Molecule: messenger RNA, 1796 nt
Organism: Gaeumannomyces tritici R3-111a-1
Lineage: Eukaryota; Fungi; Ascomycota; Sordariomycetes; Magnaporthales; Magnaporthaceae
Product: voltage-gated potassium channel subunit beta-2
Exons: 3
Coding region: 163-1248 (361 amino acids)
Source: RefSeq, a predicted model, not a curated record
AAACUGGAGCCCUCGACCCCGCACCCGCCCAGGCAUAUAAACCCCAUCCCUUCGACACUGCGGCACGACGUGAGUUCAACCACCAGCUCUCAACUUUGAUGGUAUCAGACCACUGUCCACCAGCAUAACAACUUAAAAUCUCGCACUAAUCAGGCACUCAGGAUGUCCGCUCCCAUUAUCCCCAAGGGGCUCGCAGAGUCGGUGGAGAACUCCAAGUGCGAGUAUCGUACCCUCGGCAAGAGUGGGCUUAGCAUCUCGGUGCCAAUCUUUGGUUGUAUGAGCUUUGGAGACCCAAAGACGCUCUCGUGGGCAAUUGGAGAAGAUGAGGCUCUCCCUCUGCUCAAAGCCGCGUACGACAGGGGCCUCAACACCUGGGACACGGCAAACAUGUACUCAAACGGGACGUCCGAGACCAUCGUGGGCAAGGCGCUCAAAAAGUACAACAUCCCGCGCCACAAGGUCGUCAUCAUGACAAAGUGCUUCUUCGCCGUCGGCGAGGACCCGGAGCUGCGGGCGUACCUGGUCAGGGACCCGAUCGCGAGGUCCAAGGACUACCAGAACCAACACGGCCUCUCCCGCGCCGCCAUCUUCAACCAGGUCGAGGCCUCGCUCCGCCGGCUCGACACCGACUACAUCGACCUGCUGCAGAUCCACCGCUUCGACCCCAAGACGCCCAUCGAGGAGACCAUGAAGGCCCUGCACGACCUGGUCCAGAUGGGCAAGGUCCGGUACAUUGGCGCCAGCUCCAUGUGGGCGACCCAGCUCGCCACCAUGCAGUUCUGCGCCGAGAGGAACGGCUGGACCAAGUUCGUCAGCAUGCAGAACCAGUACAACCUUUUGUACCGCGAAGAGGAACGCGAGAUGAACCGCUUCUGCAACGAGACGGGCGUCGGCCUGAUCCCCUGGGCGCCCCUCUGCCGCGGCAACCUGGCCCGGCCGCCGACCGACUACGGCUCGACGGCGCGGAGCAAGGAGGAACGGUCCAUGGCGCCGGGGGCCCAUGGCACCGUCGAGCCUGACCUCAGCAUCAUCAAGCGGGUCAUGGAGCUCGCCGAAAAGCACAGCUGGCCCAUGAGCCACGUCGCCCUGGCCUGGAUCAACUCCAAGGUGUCGAGCCCCAUCAUCGGCUUCAGCAGCCUCGAGCGCAUCGAGCAGGCCAUCAGCGCGCGCGGCAAGGUCCUGACCGAGGAGGAAACCAAAUACCUGGAGGAGCUGUACAGGGCCAAGGAGAUCUCGGGCCACUCUUGAGCGGCUAAUGCCCCUGGUCUCCUAGUCCAGCCUUCUACUAGUAGCUCCCUGGCAGGAGAUUUCCGAGUAAGGAGCUUUGUAUUGGCUAUGGAUCUACGGAAAGCAAGGCAAAUAAUUAAGAGCUCCUCUGCUGCGAGGGGACGUAUCAAGACUCCCAGGGUACUCAGUUGCGAGAUCGUCAAUAUUCCAGCCCGAAUGACCCGUUUGAUCCGAUGCCCCAUUCAACUCAGACCCUAGCCCAAGGCGAUACAGACCACUGUGUUGAUCAGAGCCUUAGGAGAAUCUCAUAAAGGAAACCGAGAAAAAAAAUAAAAGAAAUCAUAAGCAUGCGUGGAUUGGGUUGGGCGUAGAGAAUGUGGAGUCCAUGAUACGAAACAGCUCGAAAAGCUACUUGCCCAGAUCAUGGGGGCCGCUGGAGCAAAAUGUAAAUCAGAAAUACCAGGUAGAAUGUUGUGAUGAGGGAAACGGUAAAAGAUUAGAUGCAAAAACAAAUGGCAAAUAAUCCCAGAAGAUGAGGUGAGCAAUAAAAUCAAACUGCAGUGGGAACG